This is a messenger RNA of Ostrinia nubilalis (European corn borer), 772 nucleotides long. RefSeq lists its product as uncharacterized. NCBI's taxonomy places the organism in Eukaryota, Metazoa, Arthropoda, Insecta, Lepidoptera, Crambidae. The coding region runs from base 226 to 720 and encodes 164 amino acids. The record is from RefSeq and is a predicted model, not a curated record. The transcript has 3 exons.
UCGAACCUCCGAUCUCUGACAUUUACCACUAGGUACACCAAUCGUUUUCGUUGAACCUAAACUUAUUGCUGAAUUAACGAUAAUUUCCCUUUAAAUUUGGAGGUUCGCACCAAGAGCUUCAUUCUGUAUUUCGAAGUGCUCCUGCAUUAGAAUCGGCUCCAGUAAAGUCAUUUCUUCGAGGAAUCAUCAUCAUCAGUGACGUAAAUAAAAUUGUGAGUGUUCAACAUGUCUGAUUCAGAGUUAGAAUUUUUCGAGCCUGAACGCAAACCAAAGACGAAGCGAAAGUCUGCGAGUAGAUCCAAAGAGUCUAUCAGAGCUGGUUCUUCUAAGAAACCCAGACACACAGGGAAGCUCCAAGAGACGUUGGAUAUACUGGGCUUGCUGUCGGAAGACGAAGAAAGUGUGGCUGCUGAGAACGCGCGACGCUCGCCAGCUCGCAAUAAGCAGCUUGACAGCAGCAUCAGCAACCGCGUUGCUAACGGCUGUGUGGUGCGCCGCACGCUCCUCGACGGACCGUACUACGUGGAGACGCGUGUGUACACCACCGAGGACGCGCUGACGACGUCGCCUGAGCUGCGCUACACCAAGGCUCUCGUGACGCUGAAGGCGCAGCUCGACCGAGACCAGCCGGAGUGGGCUUGUCUGCAGAAGUUCUUGCAGAAGACCAAGUCCUCCUUGUUCGCUGAUAGCAAGCCCAUAUUUUAUAGUAAUAAAAAGUAAUGUGUUCGGUUUAGUGUUAUGUUUUAUUUAGUUAUAGUAUUUUUAUGUAUCG